CGUGUUCAGUUCGUUCGUUCUGUGUACUGUGAAUACAAUGCGAAAUUCUCUAAUAAUUCUGUGCUUUCUAUCGUUGACAUGGGUCAAUUUAAUUUCAGGUCGUAGCGUGGAUCAGGAUGCUCCAGUAUUGACUGACGUCGAAAAGCUCAGCAGGCUCGAGUUUCUUGAAAAACAGAAUUUAGAGUAUAAAGAGCGACUGAGUGAAUAUGAGAAGAGCGAUUGUCAAAUGUUUAAAAACUCCUCCGAUAUUUACAUCGUUUAUUUGCCUGGAAUUGAACCUUUUGCCGCACCCUGUGAAUCACGUAUUGAGGAUGGCGGAUGGACUGUUAUUCAGAGGCGACUCGAAGGCAACAUCAACUUUCAGCGAAGCUGGAAUGAAUAUCGAGAAGGUUUCGGCGACUUGAGAGGAGAUUUCUUCAUUGGCUUGGAGAAGCUUCAUAGAAUGACCACAGCGCAUACACAGGAAUUAUUAGUCUUUUAUGAAAGAUCGCUUCUGGAGACGACGCAAGAAAUAUACCGCAAUUUCUUAAUUGGUUCCGAACAGGAAGAAUAUGUGCUAAAGUCAGCAAAGUCGAACGGGUUACUUGGAUUUAGAGGAACUAUUGGCAAAAAAUUCUCAACCUAUGAUCGAGAUAACGAUGAGUAUUGGUUGGAUAACUGUGCGAAAAUUUAUAACGGUGGCUGGUGGUUCGGCAAGUGCAUCCCAGAAGUUGUCGCCUCCAAUCCGAAUGGACCCUAUUUGCCCGAAGUUACCUCUAAAUCUAGGGGAAUUGUGUUUGCGGGCUUCAAAGGUAUUCGAGCAGUGCAAAUGAUGAUUCGUCCACAAAGGAAAGAGGAUAAAAAAGAUCCAUUUGGCUUGAAGUGGGAGUAGCAGCAUACAUUAAAUAAUUACAUCAAAUGUAUUUUAUUAUUUGUGUUGCAGCUUUAAAAGUGCAACAUGUAACAUGAGUUGAAAUAAUAUGAUCCAACAGGAAAUAAAAAACAUUACCACAACUUUUUCAUUACAAGAACAGAGUGCCGAGAGCUAUUCAUUCAGUGGCCAGUGAAUGGACUCAUAGAUACUCGUCUCUGAGUAAUGACACAAAAAGGCGCCAGCCUUUUGAUGCUCUUCCCGCAAGCCCCGCAAGCAAACAAACAAACACAAGAACAACAACUAAAAAAUGACAAAAACUAAUGAACUCGCUCUGGACACAGUGGCUACAAAAAUGUCCAGUGACAAAAUGCCAGCAAUAUGUAUGAGUGUGUGUGUUUGUGUGUACAUGUAUGUGAAUGUGUGUGCUGUGACCCUGUCAUAAAUAUUCUAUGUAAAUACGGAAAAUAUGAAAUUAAAUAUAAUAUCCAUGACCACAGCAAACGGGAGCA
Messenger RNA from Drosophila nasuta, 1362 nucleotides. RefSeq names its product ficolin-1-like. The transcript has 2 exons. NCBI's taxonomy places the organism in Eukaryota, Metazoa, Arthropoda, Insecta, Diptera, Drosophilidae. The record is from RefSeq and is a predicted model, not a curated record. Bases 38 to 871 code for a protein of 277 amino acids.